AUGCAAAAACAUGAACUUUGUGAAUAUGCUCGUAAAAAUAAACAAACACGAUCUCAGAGAAGAAAGGCUUUCUCUGAAAUUCCUAAUCCUGAUACAAAGUGUCACAGAGCAGUAACUUAUCCAGAACUUGAUCUUGCACUCAAAGAGUUUGUGCUAAUUUACCAAAAUCGAACAAUCCUAAGCGAUGCUCUACUUGUUGAAAAAGCGAAGCUACUCGCUGAUGGCUUGAGAAUUCCUCAAGGGGUGUUAAAAUUUUCUAAUGGCUGGCUUGAGAAAUUUAAGGAUAGAAAUAGAAUUCGUCAACAUCAUCUAGAAGGAGAAGCUGAAUCUGCUGAUAUAACAGCUAUCAAUAAUACUAUACCCUUGUUAAGAAAUAAAACCUCAAACUACCCCUUAGAAAGAAUCUAUAAUAUGGAUGAGACCGGGCUGUUUUAUCGAUUGGAACCAGACAGAACAUUGGCGACUCAGCGUCUUUCUGGACGUAAAGUAGAGAGAGAAUGUCUUUCAAUCACAUUGUGCACAAAUGCUGAUGGUUUACAUAAGUUGGCUCCUUUCGUAAUCAGAAAAUAUGCAAAACCAUGCUGCUUUAAAAAUAUUAAAAUUCAAAAUUUAGCUGUUAAAUAUAGGAAUAGUGCCAAGGCAUGGAUGAUUGCUACCUUAUUUCAAGAUUGGCUUAAGAAUUUCGAUUAUCAAAUUGGUUUAAAGCAUCGAGGUCAACAUGUAUUACUUAUCCUUAACAAUUGCGCUAGCCAUAAAUUGGAUGCCCUUACCUUACAAUAUACUGAUAUUACUUUCCUACCUCCAAAUAUUACUUCUAAAAUCCAACUACUUGAUGCCGAACAGAUAGAAAAUGGUGGGCGUGCAGAUGAGCUAAAAAUGAAUGUAUUGCAAGCCAUACGCUUUAUUAUUCAAAGCUGGGAAGAAGUCACUGCUGAAAUAAUUCGUAAUUGUUGGCGUCACACUGAAAUUCUUUUCACAGAUGCCAAUACUAAUUUAAAAAAUCUCUCUGACCAAACAAUGGAUUUGGAGCUCGAUGAACUUGAUGAUCUUACUGAUGCACUUGCAUCUCUUCAUCCCUAUCUUACUUACCCAAUGCAAGUUGAAGAAUUCUUAUCCAUUCCUGACGAAGAUAUUGUUUAUGAACUUCCCGAUGAUGAUCAAGUUAUUACAGAGCUUGCAGACACAUUUAGAACAGUUGAUUUAACCACUGAUAGUUCAAAACAAAUGGAAGAUGAUGAUAGUAAUGAAGUCACCAUCAUCACCACUGACACGGCAAUGAAAAGCUUGGAAACAGUACAAACGUUUCUUCUCCAACAAGAUAAUAAUACAAACGAAUAUAUUAAGGCUGCUAGAAAAAUUGAAGCUUUUAUUAGAACGAUUAAAUUAAAUCAAAUGCAACAAAGAAAAUUA
Molecule: messenger RNA, 1410 nt
Organism: Racocetra persica
Lineage: Eukaryota; Fungi; Glomeromycota; Glomeromycetes; Diversisporales; Gigasporaceae
Source: the annotation of a GenBank genome assembly